Molecule: messenger RNA, 801 nt
Organism: Microthlaspi erraticum
Lineage: Eukaryota; Viridiplantae; Streptophyta; Magnoliopsida; Brassicales; Brassicaceae
Source: the annotation of a GenBank genome assembly
AUGGUCACCGGAAUCAUCCUAGCUACAAUGUUCAUUAAACUAGACAAUUCCCCAAAAGGCGUUCAUAGGCGUUUAGGAUUCUUCGCAUUCGCUAUGUCUACUACUUUCUACACCUGUGCAGAAGGAAGUCCGGUCUUUCUACAGGCGUGCUACAUAUUCAUGAGAGAAACUGCUUACAACGCUUACCAGAGAUCAUCGUACGUCCUCUCUCAGUCCAGAAUCUUGAUCCCUUCUCUCAUCUUCCUUGCCGGAAGCUUCGUAGCCACCACGUUCUGGGCCGUUAGUCUCGGCGGCGGUGCCAGCGGCUUCCUCUUCUUCUUCUUCACCAUCCUGGCCUCAUUUUGGGUCGGAAGCUCCUUCGUGACAUUCCUAUCCGGCGUCGUAUUGAACGUAAUGCUCCGAUUCACCGUCGUCAUAGCGAUCCUCGCCUAUUUCCUCCUCUUCUCCGGAUUCUUCAUCUCCAAGGACCGAAUCCCUCUCUACUGGAUCUGGCUCCACUACCUCUCCCUCAUGAAAUACCCAUCCGACGAAAUGUUUCGUCCGAGGGAUUCAGAUUUUAGACUAUUCGCCGCUCGGGCAGGUGCCGUGAAACUGAAUCUCCUGAAGAGUAUGAGCGGCGUUUUGGGGAUCAAUAUGACGGCGGAGACAUGCGUGACUACGGGGAUUGGCAUUCUGAAGCAGCAAAGGAUUACAUAUAUCAGCAAAUGGAAUUGUUUGUUGAUCAUUGUAGCCUGGGGAUUCUUCUUUAGGGUUUUGUUUUACAUCACACUGUUGAUCGGAAGCAAGAACAAACGGAGGUGA